This is a messenger RNA of Hemibagrus wyckioides, 2789 nucleotides long. It is a transcript of the gene edaradd, whose product is annotated as EDAR-associated death domain. Lineage: Eukaryota; Metazoa; Chordata; Actinopteri; Siluriformes; Bagridae. Gene Ontology annotation, biological process: signal transduction. The transcript is spliced from 6 exons. The coding region runs from base 121 to 774 and encodes 217 amino acids. Gene Ontology annotation, molecular function: protein binding. The record is from RefSeq and is a predicted model, not a curated record.
UCCUCCUGCUGCAGUGCUGCUUAGAGCUGAGUGUGGAAGGACUCGGUACCGGAUCUCUCUCUCUCUCUCACUCACUCUCUCUCUCUCUCUCUCUCUCUCUCUCUCUCUCUCUCUCUGAAAAUGACCAGUGUACACGCGCUGCACGAGCCGCUCGAGAGGAUCACCUCAGAGCCGGUUGAGGAUGUUGAUCCCAGCAGCUUCAUUACAGACACGUCUCGCUCUCUGAAGUCCAACUACCCUGUCCAAGUCACUGAUCCCCACGAUACCGUGACUCUCCAGAUCAGUUCAGUGCCUCCAGGAUACCUCACACCUCCCAUGGACCGGAUACAGCAGCCUGUUGAAAAUGAAGCAAGUGCAUUAAUCUGUCCAGGAUCCAUUACUCCAGAGUUCACCCCGGAUCUGCAGUGCUUGUCCAGCUCCUGUGAGAAAUGCCUCUGCUCCAUUCCACCUCCAAAAAUCAGUGACCUGCUGGACGAUGAGGAUCUCCUCCACACGCUGCGGCUGAAGCUGGACCCUGCACACUACACCGUCAAGAACUGGAAGAACUUUGCCAGCCGCUGGGGCAUGAGCUACGACGAGCUGAUGAUGCUGGAGCAGCGGACGCACGGCUCCACCUACCACAGCCCCACUCAGGAGUUCCUGUUCCGCUACAGCCAGAAACCCGUGACGGAGCUGACCAAGCUCUGCCAGUUCUACCAGCGCAUCGACGUGCUACGGCUUCUUCAGCACUGGGUGGAGAACGACUGGCCCUCACGCUGGAAACGGGUACGUUAGCACCAAAAAAAAAAUGGACACAUAGUGAAAGACUGACAUGAGGCUCGUGUUUUUUUAGACCCAGAGUGGACAUGCUGCUGGACUGGUCAUGGAUCCUGCUGUUUUUCAUAUGUGGACUUUCUGGAGUGUUUAUAUUACGCAACCCAGUUUUAUUUCUUCAUUUAAUCAUUUUAAAUUGAACAUUAACAGCGAAUGACCCCUCUGUUGCCAUGGUGAUGUUGAUCAGUAAAUCAGGGAAUAGAAGCCAUAAGGUAAAGAUCGAAGUGUCCAUUGACCACUCAGAGACCCAGACAGAAUACAGAGUGCAUUCUGGGUAACACACUGACGGAGCAUUAAUUAGUAUAAAUACAACAUGAAAGAUUUUAUUCAAACCCUGAGGCUGACAUGCAGUACCGAGAUUCUUCUGAGGUUCUCAGACAUAAGGGUUCCUCUUGGGUUCUUUGGAUAGUCAGACUCAUAUAGGGAAACAGCUCCAGGAAACAAGGUUCUGCACAGAACAUCAAAGGAUCCAUCAAAGGACUGGAUUUAUGGAUCUCUAUUAAAACAUCACAGGGACACAUUGAAAGAUCUCUUCUGUGCAGAACCCAACAGUGAGUUCCUCUGUGGUUCUUUUGGUAGUGAAGGGUUCACUCUGAUCAGAAGCUUCUGCAGAGAACCUCAGAGGGUUUAAAUAAGAGGGACUUUACGGUUCUUCACGCUUCAUUGUUCAUGCAGUGAUUUUGUGUUGGGAAGCUCUGCUGUGUUGCGUACUUUACAACCCUCGCUGUCUGCUGAGUGGAAUUAUGGCAUAUCUGACACUUCUGUGCUAAAGCUAGGUCCUUCUGCUGCCCUCUGAAAAGAACUCUGGAUAUCUUCUGUGUAGCGGUUAUCAGUGGAGGCCAUAGAUGUGUUCACACAAGCGAGCGACCGGACAGUAGCGUAUCUGUACAACUUCUAAAGUUCAACACAAAUUAAAUAACACACAGAAAAUCAGGUGUGUGAUUUAUGCUGUCAUUAGCUUCAUACUAGGAUUCGAUUGACAAAGCUAACAUUUACAGCUACGUUCACUCACCAGAGGCUGAACUCUGCUACCCCAGCUCUACUUUACUUCUGUACAUGUUUAAUGAGAGCUUGUAUACGACAAGAGAAGAUCACCACACAUUCUUCCAGUUUGAGAGUUAAAUGGGAACUGAAUGGACAGACAGAGGACUGGACUGGGGAAUCGCUCCAGACAUUCGUUUACAUUUCUUACUUUUUUUUAAAUUCCAUAAAUUUUUAUUCAAAUUUCAUUUGUCGUUUUGUUACUUGCUAGUGUGAACGUGUGUAAAGGUGUGUUCAGGUAGAGGUCAGUUUGAGGACAAUAACCUUUCACCUUGCACUUAAAUGUUUGAGUUUAUUUUAGAAAUAAAUUAGCAAUUUCAUUAUCAAAUAAAAAUGGUAAAAUAAAAGAUUUUGUGUUUUCUUCAGGAGGUUUUACUAUGAUUUGAUUUCCUUUAUUUUUUUAAACAGCCGGAGAAAGAAUGUUUCAGAAAUAAUAGAAAUAAUCAGAGUAUUGAGUAAAAUCCAUUAGUUUAAAACUCUCCUGUUUGUGUCAUGUGAGUUGCACCUAAACAUGAUAUUUUUGUUGUUGUUUUAUUUUUAAGUCAAAAAGUCAGAAAUCCUGAAGAUGAUCCUCGCAGCUGUUGUACACGUGGGUCACGUUGUGUGUGUUUGUACAUGUACAAGUGUGUUUCAUUUUCAUAAAUAAAUGUGUCGAUUAAUAUUAGAGCCUGAGACAUGACUUGAAAGCAAAGCUAGUUCUCUAACACGAAAAGAAAAACAAAUUAUCAUGUGGUAAAGAGAAAAACGACAAGGAUGAACUGACAAAUUUUAAUUUAUUGAAAAAGUGACAUGUAUCUAAAUAUUUUACAGUUAGAGAAGAGGGAAGUUUGUUACAAACAUAAAGUCCUAAUAUCAUUGUAAAUAAACAGGAUUUUCCCCCAUUAAUAACAAUACUGAUAAAUAUCAAGAAAAAAAUAGAUAUAAAGUAAUUCCGU